AUGUACGGAUGCCAGCGUACCGAUCAAGAGAAGAAAACUAUUGAGAAAGCUAACAAACAAACAGUAGUAGUUAUUAAUGCUGAAUUAAUAUCAUCGAUACUCGCUACGUUUAUAAAUGAUAAAAAAUAUCAUUGUCCAGCGUUUUCAAUGUCUAUUACAGAUUUUCCAAAUAUUUCUUGUAGCCUUUCACUAGUCAGUGAGCGGCAAAUGCGUGAUGUUCUUCAACACGAUAAUAUAACAAUUACAGAUCGAACAUUUUGUUUUAAUGAUUUUCGAGCAUUUUUCAGCACUAUUGAACAUAAAACGCUCUCUGCACUCAAUUUGAGUAGAAAUAAAUUAGAGACGAAAUCAGCCAUAAAUAUCGGAACAUCAUUAAGUAUAAACUUCGCUCAGUCAAAAUGUGGUAUACUAAAAAUGUCUUCAACAUGUUUAGCCAACAACUAUACUCUUAUCAAGUUAAAUUUAAGUUGGAAUCAAAUUAGAGGUCGAGCAGCUGUUACAUUAUUAAGAGCAUUUGAAGUUAAUACUUGUAUCAAAGAUCUUGAUUUAUCUUGGAAUGGACUUGGUUACGAUGGCUCGAUUGUUUUACGUCGAAUUUUCAAAAUAAAUGAAACAUUGACAUAUUUAAAUAUAAGUCACAAUAAUAUUGACUGGAAAGCGACGAAAAUUGGUUUUAAUCCAUUAACAUCGCAUGGUAUACAUGACAUUGUUGAAGCGAUUCACAACACAAAAAAAAGUGCGCUAUCUAUGUUAGAUUUAUCGGGUCUGAGUGUAUUUUGUCAAACUGUUCGAUUAGCAGAAAAUAUAGCGAUGGAACGACGAUUUUUAUUAAAAUAUGAGUGUGAACUUCAAAUACAUGACUAUUAUGGGGCGCCACAUGUGCCUAAAUCUGAACCUCUUCAAAAAAUGAUCAAACAUAUCGACGAUCAAAAAUGGCGCACACUGGAAUAUUUUCGUACUAUGGAUAAACAAGUACAGUUUAAAAUUGAAAAUGAAAAUAUAUCAAAAAGCAUUACGGUAAUGAAACCAGGAGUUUGUUUUGGUGAUUCAUUUGCAUCAGGACAAAAAACUGGAAUGCAGUUACAGAAUCAUGAACUUCACGAUAUAACAAGACUAUUAUCACUACAUACAGUCAAAGCUUUAACGUACAAGGAUCUGGAUCAGAUUCUUAAUAAAAAGAAAUUGGAAGAACGAUUAGAAAGAAGCAAACAAAAGAAAAGGAAAGAACAAGUAAAGAAAAAGAACUUAAUUAUUUUACAAGCGGCCAAUGAACAUUUCCCAGAUAUCGCGAUCAUUGACAAAUACGGGAAACAUGUACAAGCAAUUACUCGACUAGCUACUCCAAAGACAUACGACUCGUACUGA
Messenger RNA from Didymodactylos carnosus, 1365 nucleotides. NCBI's taxonomy places the organism in Eukaryota, Metazoa, Rotifera, Eurotatoria, Philodinida, Philodinidae. The record is from the annotation of a GenBank genome assembly.